UCUCUCCGCUCCUAGAGUCGGAGGGACUGGAGAGGGGGCGGCGAUCCCAGCAGCAGCCAUGGGGGUCGCGCUGCCGCCACCCGCCCUGCGGCGCUGGUCCCGCGGCGCCCUUUCUCUCGCUGCCUUGGCACUGCUGCUCCUGCUGUAUUUCAGUGGUCCGGCAUCCAGUGAGUGGCCUCUUCCCUCACCCGCCCGGGGAGGAAGCGGGGAGUCCAAGCCUGGGCAGGGGCGGGUGUCCAAGUCUCUUUCUGGCGCCCUCACCACACUUCGCCUUUCCCCAGGUAUCCUCUCGGGGUGCAGACCCGGGGUCCGGUCCUGCAUUCCGAAGGCACGGCUACCUGUGCAGGUCCGGAGAGAAUCGGGCCCCCAGGUGGCCUCGGAACGAGAAGAGCCUCCGUGCCUGGGCCCUAACGGGAUGCUGGGCCGCAUGAUGCGGCCUUUCCGCGCCAGUCUGAUCCCCGAAGGGGAUGUCGCCUUGUCGCGGUACUUGGCUGGAUGGAGGGAACUACUCAGGUUCCUAACUCCCCUCGGCUCCAUCUUCGCCUUCGCUAUAAGCGAGGCCUUCGCCAAGGUGACAGCCCUGGAGGCUCGGGUACACGGCCCGCACGCCGCGCACUACUCGUCGCUGGUGACCAUGGCGGCCUGGGAGCAGCGGACCGGACUGCUGGAGCGGACGGGGACCGAACCCGGGGACUCGGCGCGGUCCUCGGGCUCCCGGACGCUGCUCUUGCUGCACCGCGCGCUGCGCUGGUCCCAACUCUGCCUCCACCGCGUGGCCACCGGGGCGCUCGAAGGCCCUGACGCUGGAGUGCAGUGCGGCGACGCCUACGGCACGGCCCUGGCCCCGCACCACCCCUGGCUGGUCCGCCAGGCCGCCCGCCUCGCGUUCCUCGCGCUCCCGGGUCGCGGCGCCUUGCUCGAGCUGGCGUGUCCCGGAGCCAGAGAGGCGGAGGCGCGGGCGGCGCUGGCCCGAGCCGCCGGCACCCUGGAGGACGUCUACAACCGCACCCAGGGCCUGCUGGCCGAGCGCGGUCUGCUCCAGCUGGCCUGAGGACAGCGGCGGCGGAGGCGGCCGGCAGGGGACCCAGCGCCCCGAGGCAGCGCCUGCGGCACCAGCCCAGGAUACCAGGGGGCGGAGCGUCCCCAACAGCCCCGCCUCCUCGUGACUUCAUCAUCGCGGGCACGCCCCCUCUGGGCGUGGUCCUCAGCCCGCGCCUCCGUUGCCGUCUGGGGUAGCCGCCGACUUGGGGGCGUUUUCUGUGAGGGCCGCGGGCAUUGAAGGGAAAUAAAGAGCGAACUUGGGAAGCGGUGUUCUCCCUUUCCCGGCGGCCGACAGCCUCACGCCCUGGCCUUUCUCCGCCGCUCCUCUGGCUUCCGUUGCCAGCGCCAGGCCGUGUCCCCGGAGCCCUACCGCCACCCGGCCAGCUCCUCCCCUGGGCUCCGCCACGGACACCGCAAACGCGGCCGACGCGGGUGCCUCGGCCUCCCCGCAGCCCCGCACCUCCUCCAGUGACCCAAGGCCGAGACCCGCACCGCGCCGCGCCCCUCGCGGGCACGGCCUGAUCCCGCAAGUGUGUGCAGCGGCUCCCGGGCCGCUCCCGCCACCGCAGCGCGGGGCCGGUUCACGCGCGGACGCCAGGUUACAACUCCAGUCCGCCUCCAGCACGGGACGUCGCCCUGUGUACGCGCCUGCCUAUUCGGCGUCCCCCCACCCCAUAUCCGUGGGUAGCAAAUCCACGUGUCUAAUACUGAGCUUCCCA
Oryctolagus cuniculus (rabbit) is the source of this 1760-nucleotide messenger RNA. Lineage: Eukaryota; Metazoa; Chordata; Mammalia; Lagomorpha; Leporidae. The record is from RefSeq and is a predicted model, not a curated record.